GCUCAUCAUCAUAUCAUUUGCAAACCAGAAAAUCAAGAAUUGGGAAGAAAUGGGAAGAGUUAUGAAUAUAUGUAUGGUUGUUUUAUUAUGUUUAACAGGUGUUGCAAUUGCUGAGCAAUGUGGUCGGCAAGCAGGUGGCAAGCUCUGCCCCAAUAACCUAUGUUGUAGCCAGUGGGGGUGGUGUGGCUCCACUGAUGAAUAUUGUUCACCUGAUCAUAACUGCCAAAGCAAUUGCAAAGACAGCGGCGAAGGUGUUGGUGGUGGAAGUGCUUCCAACGUUCUUGCGACGUACCAUUUGUAUAAUCCGCAGGAUCAUGGAUGGGACUUGAAUGCCGUAAAUGCAUAUUGCUCUACAUGGGAUGCUAACAAGCCAUAUUCAUGGCGGAGCAAGUAUGGCUGGACUGCAUUCUGCGGUCCCGUCGGAGCACAUGGCCAGCCCUCCUGUGGAAAGUGCUUGAGUGUGACAAAUACAGGGACUGGAGCUAAAACGACGGUGAGGAUUGUGGAUCAAUGUAGUAAUGGAGGACUAGAUUUGGACGUGAAUGUUUUCCGUCAACUGGAUACAGAUGGGAAAGGAUAUGAACGAGGUCAUCUUACAGUGAACUACCAAUUUAUUGAUUGUGGAGAUUCCUUCAAUCCUCUAUUCUCCAUUAUGAAAUCAUCAGUAAUUAAUUAA
Messenger RNA from Hevea brasiliensis (rubber tree), 676 nucleotides. Its product is annotated as pro-hevein-like. The coding region runs from base 50 to 676 and encodes 208 amino acids. The transcript has 2 exons. NCBI's taxonomy places the organism in Eukaryota, Viridiplantae, Streptophyta, Magnoliopsida, Malpighiales, Euphorbiaceae. Gene Ontology annotation, molecular function: RNA nuclease activity; chitin binding. The record is from RefSeq and is a predicted model, not a curated record. Gene Ontology annotation, biological process: defense response to fungus; defense response to bacterium.